Messenger RNA from Stylophora pistillata, 2228 nucleotides. RefSeq names its product ADP-dependent glucokinase. Gene Ontology annotation, biological process: glucose metabolic process. The record is from RefSeq and is a predicted model, not a curated record. NCBI's taxonomy places the organism in Eukaryota, Metazoa, Cnidaria, Anthozoa, Scleractinia, Pocilloporidae. Gene Ontology annotation, molecular function: ADP-specific glucokinase activity. Gene Ontology annotation, cellular component: endoplasmic reticulum.
GUGCUCUUCGAUUCUUUGUCCGAAGACUGAUAUACCUACCAAAUGGCAAAUAUUGUGGCUACCACAAUCGCCAUUGCAGCUGUCGUGGCAGCAUAUUUUUACUACCGACACGUAACAAGCCAGGAUAGCCGUAUUGUUGCGGUCUUGGAGGGUCUGAAGUCUUUGGAAAGAGAAAAUCCAGUGCAUGGAAAACCCAAAGUAGCGACUAGUUUUGAGGCUAACGUAGAUUAUUUUGUGGAUUCUUUGGAAUUGUUCGAAGCGUUGAACCUUGAACCGCCCGAGCAAGCCAAACCUCACGACAUUUUGCAGACUGAGAAACAAUUUUUGGAAACAUUUGCGUUCUUCUUUAAUCACAGUGCAGCGUCAUCCCGCUACAUGACUGACAAAGAUUUUUUUCGUAAGUUAGUUCUCAAAUCUCAGGAAAUUGAAGGCACUCGCAAACUAGUUGGUGGCAGUGGAUUGCAAAUUGGUAAACGCCUUGCCUAUGAAGGAUGCCACGUUCUUUCAGCUGCUGAUUCAAGUUCAGAAUUAUUGAAGAUAUUGCCAGAGAAUUUAACAGCAGUGGGUAAUAUUGUAGAGGUUGAUGAUGUCCAUUUGUUGUUAGAAUAUCCUGCACAUUUUCCUUGGGGGAAAUAUGAGUCCCAAAGAGCAAACAGACUAGUUCUACACAGUGAUGAACACAAUCCAUAUCUGAAGUCAAUGGAAAAAUUUCAGGAGAAAGUAAAGGAUUUUUCCCCAGCAGUUGUGGUGGUUUCUGGACUUCAUAUGUUAGAUAAUUUUCCAGGCUUUAAUCCAGGGGACAGUGGUGAAAUAUUGAAAAAGCUGUCAUCUUUUCUGAACACACUGCAAGUUCCAAUUCACUUUGAAAUGGCCCCCUUCCAUCAAGAAACUUUCUUUGAUGAACUUUUGCAGUUUGUUGUUCCUUACUCAAGCAGUGUGGGUAUGAAUGAACAGGAACUGCCGAACUUGUGGAGCAAGCUUCUCUAUGGAAACAUAACAGUCGUUUCAAGUCAAAAACCAAGGGUUGCAAAAGUGCUGGAUCUCAUGAGAGAUGUGUACAAGACUUCAAAAAAGGAUUAUGGGAAAAGUAGGAAGAGACAGUUAACAAGACUGCAUGUCCACACAUUGGCAUUUCAAGCAAUUCUAACCAGGAAAGGAUCAAACUGGAAAAAUACCAAGGCAGCUGCAGCAAAGGCCUCUUUGACAGCAACCCGUCAUGUGUGUGGCUCAGAAGAAAUUGAUCCUGACAAAUCUAAAUUAUUUAUGGAUGAUUCAUUUUCUAAGAGUAUAGUUCCAGGCAGUCCAAAAGUUGAAUUCAAUGCCAAUUCACCUGUUUCUUGUUGGGAUGAAAAUGAUUAUGAAAUCUGUGUUGCUCCAGUGUUAGUUUGUACCCAAGUAUUACAGACAGGAGGAGGGGGAGACCAUAUUACAGCUGGAGGCCUCGUGCUACAGAUUUAGACCAGGGACAAUUUGUGUCAUCAAUUUUAAUUUUUAACAGGAAUUUUAGUUAAACUUGGUUAAUAGCACUUUACCACUACUCAUAAGGCCUUACUUACUGCUGCCUGUUAAGAUAAUAUCUGUUGUAGAAAACUUUAGUUUCAAAUCCAUCUACUCUACUGACAAUAGGCACUCAUGAAGGCAGUUUUGAAACCCCACCUUUAAUGCAGUGGGCUUAAUUUUAGAACACAGAUUUUAAAAUUGAAAGCUCCUUCAUAUACAGUUGUAAAAUGUACCUAGAAGUAGCCCUAAAAGACUUGAGCAGGUGCUCAGAUAACAGUUAUCUCCUUUGCAGUUAUUUGUUGGGAUGUCAGUCAAGAGCCUUCUUAUCAUCAGAAGAGAGAAAUGUUUUCACCAUUCUUAAUGAACCUACCACUCUCUGAAGUUGACAUUCUAAUUCCACCAAGGUCAAAUCAGUAAUACAGUAAUGACCCCAAGUCUUGUGUAAUGCAGUUGGAGAAAGGCAUAUUUCUAAAAUGGGUCGAUCGGUAGUGGGUGGGAUGGCUGUAAUUGUUCGUUUAAUCACACCAAAGAUAUAUGGAAAAUGGUCAACUGACAGGAGUGAUAUCCACAUUCAUCUCUGGCCAUAUGGCUGAUUAAUUUAUUUAUUGUUCAUGUUGUAUUCCAUUGCUCAGUUUUAUUCAUUAAAAAGUGAUGUUGAAUUGCAAUAAAAACGUUUUUAUGCAUGUGUAAGAUACAAAAGUGAAAUAAAAGCUCUCCACAUCACUUUA